UACAUCUUGCUCAUAUCACAACAUUGAUUAUAUUCGCCGAUGUCUUUGUAAUUAUAUACAACAUGUAAUCGAAGCACCUUAUAUAUUUGCAAGUGAAACAUAUUUUCGGGGAACGCCAUGGACGACAUAUGACGUAGAACAACAUAUCCCAUGGUCCCUUGUUUCAUACCGACACAAAACUACUCAUUUCGAAAUGGCAGAGUAGCCAACGUUCGAGCUGGAAUGGGGAAAAAAGAUAACUGAAAAGGGUGUCUCUGUCAGCACAUCCUUUUACAAGUAGCGUGUUUAGUGAUACUUUGGAUUAUGAUGCCGUAAAUUAGUGAUAACCUGCAAAAUCAGCCCCAAAGGCAAGCUCGAUAACCAUAAACUAGUUGUCAGCUAGCAUGGUUAGCUAACGUCAGCUCUUUUGUAGCUGGAAAAGCCGUCUCCCCAACACCUCCACCAAGGGGUUAUUUUCCGCUCAACAAUGGAAGACCAGGAUUUUCUACUUGCUCUUCAGUUGCAAGAGCAAUUUAACUACGAAGCGACAGCGUCCACGUAUGAUGAACCAAGUCAACCUUCCAGUAAUGUCAUUCCAUACUCUCGUCCCAAAACCGUGUCGCCUGAGAGACCAUUGUCAAUUAUCGAUGAGUCGUGGGAAAUGAUUGACCCGAGCCCUGAUGUACGAACUAUGUUUCUCGAAUUCAAUGAUAUGUUUUUCUGGGGAAAGCUCUGUGGAGUGGAAGUGAAGUGGAGCCCUCGAAUGACAUUAUGUGCUGGUGUCUGUUCAUAUGAAGGAAGAGGGGGUCUCUGUUCCAUCCGUCUGAGUGAACCUAUUCUGAAACUUAGGCCACGUAAAGACUUGGUCGAGACACUCUUACACGAAAUGAUCCACGCCUUGCUGUUUGUGACCCAAAACAACCGUGACAGAGAUGGACAUGGACCAGAGUUCUGCAAGCACAUGAACAGGAUCAACCAAGCAACUGGAACGAAAAUUUCAAUCUACCACAGCUUCCAUGACGAAGUGGAUGUGUAUCGUCAGCACUGGUGGCGCUGCAAUGGACCCUGCCAGAACCGGAAGCCCUAUUUCGGUUACGUGAAGAGAGCCAUGAACCGUGCCCCGUCUUUCAGAGACCCGUGGUGGAACGACCACCAGCGCUCCUGCGGGGGCACCUACACCAAGGUGAAAGAACCAGAGGGGUACGGGAAGAAGGGCAAAGGCAAAGAGGGCGAUGGGAAAGAUGGCAAGGAGGCCAAGGACACGAAGCUUCAGAAAAAGCCACCAGUGUCGGGAUCGCAGGACAUCCGGAACAUCAUUGCAUUCAGUGGGAAGGGCUUUGUGCUGGGAGGGGGAAGCUCACAGCCUUCCAGCUCCACUCAAAAACCUCCGUGGCAGAGUCCCCCCAAACCUGUCAACAUUCCCCCCAAAUCACUGGAAUCACCUCCACGCCCACCUCCUGAGGUGAGAAAAAUAAACUUUGGGCAGAGUGAGAAUGGCUUGAAAAAGCCCAGCGGAAACACUGUGAUGACUGCUGUGAAGAAAUCAAUAGCCAACCAUAGUGCCUUUGUCAACAUUAAAGGCUCGCCAGUUCGCGUGACCAAAACCACUGGGCGGCUGAUCAAGAAAUCAGCUGAUCAGGCGAAAACCCAGCGGGUGUUUCAGGACAUUUUUGGUGAUGUGGCCUCACCUGCGGCAUCACCUGAAAAGACAAAAAGCACAUCAGACGCAGCGUCUAAAUCCAGAACACCGCUCCGCAGUAAUGUUAACAACACACAAGUUGGGAUCAGAAGCUUGGACUCGAAGCCUGCCACACAGUCGAGCCCAGGUCAAAUUCCGUCAACCUCAACGGCCUUCGACAGACCCCAGACCAGCAGUGCAGGAGGGUCAGGACAGCCAAGCCCAAGUGGCAUUCCAUCAACCUCAAGGCCUUUCAACAGACCUCAGGCCAGCGGUGCAGCAGGGUCGAAAUUUGGGUCUGUGAAUCCAUUCCAGUCGAGAUUUCCCAAGAGCCCCCAGAAAUCAGAAUAUGUAACUCCAGGGUCCAGGUCUGUGGAUCCGUUCCAGGCAAGAGUCCCUAAAAGCCCCCAGAGGCCAGGAACCGUAACUCCUGGGUCCAGGAAAAGACCACUGGACAGCACCUCAUCUCCACCCAUAUCCAAGUACUUCAAGACGUCCUCUUCACCACAGAAGAACAGCCUGCCGGUAAGACAGGCUGCUUCUUCGGCUCCCCCUGCUGGUCCAAGUGCAGUACCACAGCCAAGUGCUCCCAUAAGCAUGAACCAGAUCAUGGUAAGCUGCCCAGUGUGCCAGACCAAAGUGCCUGAAGUUGAAAUUAAUCGCCACCUUGACUCUUGUCUCUCAGAGAACAUGAUCAAUUUUGGGACUGACUGAAAAGACUUAACAAAGGUUUGAUUUUGCUUCUUCCCUUUGCCACCCACUCCAAGCAAACAAAAGGUUUCUUCAGAACAACAGUGGUGCUGCAAGAUGGUCACCAUGUGCUAAAAAUGUUGCUUAUUUGAAAGGUUUAUAUAAACUUACACUUAUUUGAAAGUAUAUAACAAGAGAGCACCAAAAGCGUUAUUCCAAGGUCAGCCACACAACUAAAACACUUAUAUAU
This is a messenger RNA of Engraulis encrasicolus (European anchovy), 2597 nucleotides long. RefSeq names its product SprT-like N-terminal domain (gene sprtn). Gene Ontology annotation, cellular component: nucleus. NCBI's taxonomy places the organism in Eukaryota, Metazoa, Chordata, Actinopteri, Clupeiformes, Engraulidae. Gene Ontology annotation, biological process: DNA repair. The record is from RefSeq and is a predicted model, not a curated record. The transcript is spliced from 5 exons. Gene Ontology annotation, molecular function: metalloendopeptidase activity; single-stranded DNA binding; polyubiquitin modification-dependent protein binding. Bases 467 to 2371 code for a protein of 634 amino acids.